CAGCGGCAAAAUUCUCAGCUUCACAUUUGGUUACUGGCCAUGCGCUUCGGAGGAGGAGGGGUGCUUCUGUUACCCCUCGUAGCUUUCUUGAUCGCGCAAAUGCACCAAGUUAAUGCGUUCAUGGCAUAUCGUCCGAUCUCUCUCACUACACAUGUGGAUAGCACUCCGUACGCUCGUUCUUUUGCCCGCACGAGCGUCGUGGUCAAGCCAACUUUGAUCGUCCACCACACGGGGGGGGAGCUGCCCGCGGAUGAAAAGGCGGCGUUUUUGGCAGAGGCCUCGAAGACCGUAAGUGUAACGCUAGGCAAAGCAGAGAGCUAUGUCAUGGUAUCGGUGUGCCCAAGCUCGAUGUCUUUUGCCGGUCAGCCUGGCAACGCUGCAUUUCUCUACCUUGCCAGCAUUGGGCAUAUUGGACCAGAGACCAAUAAACCAGCCGCUAAAGAGCUUACCGCUUUGGUGGAGAAGCACAUGGGCAUUCCUGCCAAUAGAGUCUUCAUUCAAUUUUCUGACGCAGCGGCUGCAAACUUUGCAUGGCAGGGAAACACGUUUGGAUAGAAAAAAGUGUUGGGGGGAAGAACAUGCGAGGCAGACUGGUGAGAUGAAGGGAUAGGGCUUUACAAAAUAGACACAAAAAGCGUCAAAGUGACGUCAUGGUCG
This is a messenger RNA of Nannochloropsis gaditana CCMP526, 657 nucleotides long. It is a transcript of the gene MIF, whose product is annotated as phenylpyruvate tautomerase. The transcript has a single exon. The record is from RefSeq and is a predicted model, not a curated record. Gene Ontology annotation, molecular function: phenylpyruvate tautomerase activity. The annotation marks the transcript as partial.